Molecule: messenger RNA, 2112 nt
Organism: Sparassis crispa
Lineage: Eukaryota; Fungi; Basidiomycota; Agaricomycetes; Polyporales; Sparassidaceae
Product: Protein sly1
Exons: 9
Coding region: 1-2112 (703 amino acids)
Biological process (GO): intracellular protein transport; endoplasmic reticulum to Golgi vesicle-mediated transport
Cellular component (GO): cytosol; Golgi membrane
Molecular function (GO): syntaxin binding
Source: RefSeq, a predicted model, not a curated record
AUGGCGAGCACUGCGCAUAAACAUAUGACCGCAGCACCUGCGACACUUCAGGAAGCACAGACCACUGCUUUACUCACUCUAUUGAACUUGAACAAUCCAGUGGAGAGUUCCAGCGGUGGCAGCUCACAGACAGGAAAGAUUGCAGCCUCUCUCAAGAUUCCUAUAGCGACAGGGCCGCCGGUGUGGAAGGUCCUGGUGUUGGACCAACACACGAAGGAUGUCCUCGCGACCGUGCUCCGUGUACAGGACCUACGCGAUGUCGGAGUGACCCUUCAUGUACAGCUGCACUCGAACCGCCCCCCAUUACCAGAUGUUCCUGCAGUUUAUUUCGUGUCUCCUACUCUCAUAAAUAUUCGGCGAAUAGCGCAAGAUCUAGAGAAGGGCCUCUAUGAGUCUUUUCACUUAAACUUCGUCGAACCACUACCGAGAGCAUUGCUUGAAGAGCUAGCAGCAGCGGUUGCGCGGGACGGCACUGGCGACCUCGUCGAGCAAGUUCUGGACCAAUAUCUAUCGUUCAUCGCCCCGUCCCCUUCAUUAUUCUCCUUACUCCCUCCUGCAACGGCGGCAUCUGCAUCUGCACCAAAUGCAGUGGCAUCUUCGAGCACAUCGCGUCCGUAUUCAACGUACACUCUAUUGAACUCACCCUCCUCUACCGAGCAGCAGAUAGAGGAAGAGAUUGAGCGAAUUGCCAGCGGGCUCUUCAGCGUCGUAGCGACAAUGGGUCACGUCCCAGUGAUACGUUGUCCGAAGGGGAACGCCGCAGAGAUGAUCGCAAAAAAACUCGAUACCAAGAUUCGCGACGCUAUCCUCUCAGCCGCGCGGUCACAUGCCCCAUCGGUGUUUGCCCAAGACUCGACGGGGCUGUCGACUCUCCAGCGACCUCUUUUGCUCAUACUUGAUAGGAAUGUUGAUCUGGUGUCGAUGAUUUCUCACGGGUGGACGUACCAAGCUCUCGCGUCGGACUGCCUCGAAAUGAAGCUAAACCGCGUCAUGGUCUCGCAGCCGCAGAAACGCUCAUAUGACCUCGAUUCGAAGGACUUUUUCUGGGCGAAGAACGCGUCGCACCCGUUCCCUCAGGUGGCGGAGGAUAUCGACACGGAGCUCAACCGCUACAAGCUGGACGCGGCUGAGAUAACGCGCUCGACGGGAGUCAGCGACAUGAACGACAUCGCCCAAAUUGACUUGUCGGCGAACGCGGCGUACCUGAAGACUGCCAUCACGGCACUUCCAGAGUUGACAGCGCGCAAGGCGGUAUUGGAUACCCACAUGAACAUCGCUACUGCGCUGCUGGAGGAGAUCAAGAAGCGCGGGCUGGACGAGCUGUUCAGCACGGAAGAGGCGAUGAGCAAGCAGAAUAUCCACACGAUCCUGGAAACUCUACAACACCCGAAAGCGGAGACGGCCCCGACACCGGUCGACAAGCUCCGUCUCGUGAUCGCCUUCUACCUCUCCUCACCAGAUAAUUCACUUUCGAAAGAUGACAUCGCAGAGCUGGAGAAGGAGCUCAAGGGAGCGGGCGCCGACAUCGCCGCAUUUGAAUAUGUUCGGCGAACAAGGGAGAUAUCCAGGAUGACCGUGCCCAGCACGAUGGGCGGCAACUCGACACCCCUCGCGGUAGGCUCGACGCCUGGUGGGGAGCUCUUCAAGGGGUUCAGCGCGCUCGGCAACAGGCUCACUGACCGCCUGAAAGACGGCGGCCUCGAGAAUCUCAUCUCAGGCGUGAAGAACUUCCUGCCCGCGAACAAGCUCCUGCCUGUGACGCGCCUGACGGAGGCGCUCAUGGACUCGCCCUCGGCGUCCACACAGUCUCUACAGGAGACGGACGACUACCUUUUCUUGGACCCACGAGCGCCGCGGAACGUCAAUCUCGGACUGGGGAUCUCGGGCGUCGGCGCUCCCGGCGCAGCCGGGACCGGGCGGGCAAAACGGAUGACCUUCGCCGAGGGCAUCGUGUUCGUCGUCGGCGGUGCAGGGUACGUCGAGUACGGGAACCUGGAGGAGUGGGCGAAAAGGAUGGGGAAGCGGCUGACGUACGGCGGCACUGAGAUCGUGGAUCCGGGUGGGUUUGUGCAGGUUUUGGAGGGUCUUGGUAAGGAGGGUGCACAAGGAUGA